Molecule: messenger RNA, 396 nt
Organism: Pipistrellus nathusii (Nathusius's pipistrelle)
Lineage: Eukaryota; Metazoa; Chordata; Mammalia; Chiroptera; Vespertilionidae
Source: the annotation of a GenBank genome assembly
AUGCUGGCUAUUUACAUUUGUUCUUUUAAAAAAUAUAUCUUUAUUGAUUUCCAAGAGGAAGGGAGGGGGAGAGAUAGAAACACCAAUAAUGAGAAAGGAUCAUUGAUCAGCUGCCUCCUGCUCCCCCCUACUGUUACAGAAUUUACAGGCGACCAAAAAAUGCACAGGAGUACAGGAAAAGCCAUUUAUUUUCAGAUGUUUCAGGGAGGCUGUUUCUCUCCAAAUUAUGAGCAAGCCAAUAUGGAGGAAGCUUUCCCUUUAAUACCCUUUGGUUUCUUUGUCCCCCGAAUAUGGGAUGGGAUUUCCAGACUUUUUGCAGGCUCUGCAAAAAGCCCCAUGUGUUGGGGUUGGGGCCAUGAGGCCACAUCUAAAGGCCUGGCCUGGCGCCAGUGCUGA